Peronospora matthiolae is the source of this 945-nucleotide messenger RNA. Lineage: Eukaryota; Oomycota; Peronosporomycetes; Peronosporales; Peronosporaceae. The record is from the annotation of a GenBank genome assembly.
AUGUCCGGCACACGCAUCUAUGUGGGCAACUUGCCCAUGGACGUCCGUACGCGCGAAGUCGAAGACAUUUUCUACAAAUACGGCCGCAUCCGGGACAUUGACGUCAAGUUCCCCUCGCGUCCGCCCGCGUUUGCGUUCGUCGACUUUGAAGACGCUCGAGACGCUGAAGACGCGAUCCGUGGCCGCGAUGGCUACGACUACGACGGGGCGCGGCUGCGGGUCGAACCCGCCAACGGUGGGCGGCGCGAAUCGGGUCGAGACCGGCCCCCGAAUCAAUCGUCGACCCGGUACCCGCGCAACAUUCGCGGGUCGGGCGACUUUACCGUCACGAUCUCGAACCUCCCGCCGCGCGUGUCGUGGCAGGACCUCAAGGACUUUAUGCGGAAGGCGGGGGACGUGGUGUUUACGGAAGUGGACGGACGGGGCGGCGGCAUUGUCGAGUACAGCAACAAGCGCGACAUGAAGUACGCGGUCGAGAAGCUGGACGACACGGAGUUUCGCGGCCGGAGUGAGAAUUCGUACGUGCGCGUGCGCAUGAAGAGCAGUCGGGGCGGCCGUAGCCGUAGUCGCAGUCACUCGCGGAGUCGCAGCAAGUCCCCGCGACGUGCGAGCAAGAAACGAAGUCGUAGUCGCAGUAGUGAGGAGAGGAGCCGCGACGACGGACGGUCGACGAAGGACCGACGCAGUCGGUCGAUCGAUGACGAUGACAGGAGCGAGACGCAGCGCCGCGAGGACGACAAAAGCGACGGCGGGGAGGAUGAGGACAACGACAAUGAUGGUAAGGAAGGGCAAGGUAGUUCCGAGACUGCUAGUACUUGUGACAAGCAGGAGACCACGACGGAAGCAGCGUCGAAGGCAAAGGAUGAGGAUGACGAGAUGCAGGGCGGAAGUGACGAACGCGCGGCUGAGACAGAAGCAAAGGAGGAACAAGAGAUGGACGAGUAG